AACUAGAUUCUGUGAAAUGUUUCAAACUAGUCUACUAGAUGUUAUGAAUUAAUCCAAAGUAAUAGUGGUCGGUUUACAGUUCUUUAAUAUGAAAAUUCUGGUAUUUAUAUUGUUGUCUCUGGCCUUAGCUUCUGCGCAAUACUACAGACCAGAAAACUAUGGACGAAAUAUUAGAAUUUUAAGCCAAACACAACAAGGACCCAAUCCCGAUGGAUCAUAUAAAUGGAGUUACGCAACUGAGAAUGGAAUUACAGCUGAAGAAGAAGGUCGCCUUAAAAACCGAGGAAGCCAGCAAGAAGCAAUGGAAGCAAGAGGAGGCUUCAGUUAUACAGCUCCAGACAAUUCCGUUAUUUCACUAACAUACACUGCAGAUGAAAAUGGAUUCCAAGCUUACGGACCACAUUUACCAACACCUCCACCGAUACCUGUAGCUAUACAAAGAGCCCUAGAGUGGAUUAGGGCAAAUCCCGAUCCCAGAUACCAACCAGAUGGUCGCUAUUAAUUUACUUAAAUCAAAAAUUUGCGUAUUAAUUUUCAUAAAUAAAAUCUAAAAACGUAAAAAGUUUACCGAAAAAUUAACAGUGUUAUGUUAUAUAAUUUUUAAUAAAAAGCUCUAUUACCUGAAAACAUCAAUGUAUUGCUAAUUUCGGCGACACAUAAAGUAAUACCUGGUCUUUUAUCCA
This is a messenger RNA of Diabrotica balteata, 683 nucleotides long. Lineage: Eukaryota; Metazoa; Arthropoda; Insecta; Coleoptera; Chrysomelidae. The record is from the annotation of a GenBank genome assembly.